Molecule: messenger RNA, 5781 nt
Organism: Hippoglossus stenolepis (Pacific halibut)
Lineage: Eukaryota; Metazoa; Chordata; Actinopteri; Pleuronectiformes; Pleuronectidae
Product: carboxyl-terminal PDZ ligand of neuronal nitric oxide synthase protein
Exons: 10
Coding region: 482-2026 (514 amino acids)
Molecular function (GO): nitric-oxide synthase binding
Source: RefSeq, a predicted model, not a curated record
CAAACAGCAGGUCUGAGAACACCAACACCAACAGAUGAGGAGCUGCUCUUCAUCUGUGACACAUGAUGCUCUCAGUACCAGACCUGAUCAGAAGCCCGCGAGCUGCUUCUGCAUCUUGAUCGCUCACUGUGAGAAAUCACUUCGUGGAUUUCCUUGAUUGGUGUUUCGAGGAAAAAUAAAUCGCGUUAAGAUCCGUGCGUCAUCUGGACCCCGGCGGCGGCGGCUGCGCGCACAGUGCCUCCGCCGUGGUCGUGCCUCUGAGCGGAGUAACGGGUUCAGUGAGCGCGCACACCGAUCACCGAUCAGCACGCUCGUCGCACCCGCCGACCAAUCAAUUCAACCCGGAUGACCUCCGGAGUGACGCGGCUCUCCGGUGGGAGUGUGCGUGGAGGCAGCGGCGCCGGAGGAGAUGGAUGGACGGAUGUCUGCGGGUCUCCUAGCGCUGUCGUAAAACGCGAGCAGGUCAGAUACUGAUAAAGCGAUGCCAGGGGUAACCAAGUACAAUCUGGUAGAUGACGUGCACGAUCUGAGGAUCCCCAUGCACAACGAGGAGGUGUUCAAGCACGGGGUCUGCUUCGAGGCAAAGUACAUCGGCAGUUUGGAGGUGGGUCGUCCUGGGAGUCGGAUGGAGAUUGUCGCCGCGAUGAGGCGAAUCAGAUAUGAAUUCAAACUGAAGAAUAUAAAGAAGAAGAAGGUCAACAUUGUCGUGUCCACUGAUAGUGUACAAGUGAUUCUACGCAAAAAGAAGAGAAAAGGGUGCUCAUGGGAUGAGAAUACCUUCCUGGUGACACAGGAUCCCAUCCACAGGAUCUUCUAUGUCUCACAUGAUGCUCAAGACUUGAAGAUCUUCAGUUACAUAGCCAGAGACGGAGAGAGCAACAUUUUCCGCUGCAACGUGUUCAAGUCAAAGAGGAAGUCUCAGGCCAUGAGGAUCGUGAGGACGGUGGGUCAGGCGUUUGAUGUGUGUCACCAGCUGACCCUGCAGGAGAAAACCGACGACCAGGAGGAUGAGGAGGGGAAGGACGAGGGGUCUGAGGCGGUGCCAGCGAAGAAGAGGUUUGCGUUGUCGGAAGAGACCGACCUUGAAGCCACUACAGAGGAGAGCAUCGAGUGCGUCUCUUCAUCAGACCCGGAGAAGAGUAAAAAAGACGAGGCCCUUGGUAACGACGUGAAGGUGUCCGAUGACCCUUCUCCCCUGCUGGGUUCUCCCAUCCUCGGGGCGUCUGUGUCGGGUCAGUUGACAGCUGAGGCUCCCUGCUCUGCGGAGCACCACGUCCAGCUCCUUCAAAAACAACUGCAGCAGCAGGAACAGCAGGCGCUGGCAGCUGGAGCACAGGUUCAUGUGCUCCAGGAGCAGCUGUCAGUGGAGGUGUGUGCACGGACCGAGGCCCAAGCCAGAGUGCAGAGGCUGCUGCAGCAGAACACUGACCUGCUGCAGCACAUUUCCCUGCUGGUCAAACAGAUCCAGGAGCUGGAACUCAAAGCUGCCGGCCAAUUGACAUCCAUGGGCUCGCAGGACAGCCUCCUAGAGAUCACUUUUCGCGCCAAGCCUCCCCAGCGUGAACCGCUCACCCUGUCUAUAGGCCAUUUAGCCUCUCAGUCCCACCUCCAGAUCAGUGACAGUGCCUGGGUCUCCGCCCUCCCCGGGCCCUGCUCUCCGGGCACCAUGGGUGUCGACACCAGCCCUCUGGGACUGAGUGGCAGUGGAGUUCGACUCGAGUGCUUCCGCUUCUCCUCCCGGGGGCCAGACAGCCAGGAGCAGGGCCUGGACACGGGGGAGACCCCCAGCGACGGAGCCCCGGAUGAGAUCUCGCUGCUGGGGGAGCAGGUCCUCGGAGCCCUGGAGCUGCUGCGGUUCAGGGAGUCAGGGAUCGGAUCAGAGUACGAAUCAAACACAGAUGAGAGCGACGACCGAGACAGCUGGGGACAGGGCGAGGGCAUAGGGGCCGACGGUGCAGCUCGACUCGUAAACGUGCUGAAUGCAGAGAGUCUGCCGGACUGCUUAGGGGAUGAGAUGGCUGUGUAGUGGUCCUGUGAAAGCUGCACUAGGCAACUUUGUUACUUAUGUCCCAUCCCAAUGAAAAAGAGGUGACAUUCAGAAUCUAAAGGACUUCAUGACACAGAAAUCCUGCAUGGCGACAUCAGUAAACAGCAUCUUAUGCAGGUAUGAAUUAUGGCUGAUAGCUGAACUGAGCGCUUACUCACCACAGGUCUGAUGAAAGUUUUAAAGUUUACGCUCAAGUUUGGAUUUGUCACUUUCUAUGUACUGAGCGGUGGAACCCUUAUAAGUAAAUCAUAAGAACAAAAAUGCUGAUGAUUGAAUUAAAAAGACCCAUUGUAGUCUUGAAAUUUAGAAUGACUUGAUGAAGACAAAAAGAUUUCAUAAAAACACACAGAAUAAUAAUAAUAAAAUAAGAAGUAAGGAUAAUAGGUGUCUACAAAUACAACAUAAAAUGUACAGAUGUCAACCAAAUCAAGCUUAUUGUUGUCAAACCCUUAAUGUCUUCAUCAAAUACAAGUAAGCAUAAACUGUAUCUAAAGUUGACUGCUCCCCAAAAGUAAAGCCAAAGUGUCUUGAUCGCCACCCGGCCACCUGGUGGCUGGCUGCAGUAUAGUCUAUAAAGGCUUCCUCCGUGUUAGUAGACGUGACAUGGAAUAUACUAAAAUGGGAAAGUAGACAUUAAAAAAAAUUCUCAAAGAUUGUUUCUGUCAUUUUAAGUAGUUCUGAUGUGUGUGCAAGUGUUUUUCUGAUAAGUUUGGUUUUAAUCCGUUAUUUGAUGGUAUAAAAAUGGGAUUCGUGAUUGACCCAGUGCAUGUAUCAACAGCACCUUGCUACCGUGCCUCCAUCCCCUGGAUGCACAGACUCUGGCACCAAAUGAACAAAGAUGGUAGCGUUCGCAACUUCAUUUCAAGAAAGGGGACAAGAAGACGCAUUGUCCAUCUUUAUAUACAGUCUAUGUAAAUAACAACCUAUUCUUUCAGUCUAUUCAUCAUGUCCACCAAUUAGCACUAAACUAAGUAUAACUAAUGCUGACGUUAACAGUUUUUACUGGCACAUGAUCCUAAAUUUAAACAUCAAACUAAAUUAAAAUGUUGUCUUGACAGCAGAUUUAUUAAUCCAGUCAGUGAUUAAAUCUUCAUGAGCUCCACACUACAGUGUAAGGCGGACACUGGGGGCUACUUCCUGUGAUUUGGAACUAAAAUGACACAGAGUAGAGCGCAUACCUCCACCACAGCCCUGUGGUCAUUUCAAAUUUAAUCUAGCUGCACCAAAUUGUACACACUCACAUAUCAGUUCCCUAGAUAUGCCUGAUUAAAAGGUUCAGUGUGUAGAACUUAGUCGUGAAUUUCCACGUUGCAGCAAAAACAACACUAGGAUUAUUUUAUAUUCAAAUUCUGCCAAUAGAUCCCGUACAAAUAAAUCUUACACACUGAACCUUUAAUGCACGGGAAUGAAACAUGAUCAAGAUUCAUCUAUAAGCUUGGAAAUCAAUGAAAAUAUAUAAAUGAAUUUUUAAAAAAUGCCUUUCAAGAAAGUGAUAAAAAAAAACGUUGGAUGUGCUCCUUUGUUGCGGAGCCAAAAUUUGAUGGGUUCUCUCUUGGCCCAUCCUUAGAACAAGUUUUGUGGAAAUCAGUUUUUGCUUAGACCUGCUGACAAAUAAACAAACCAACAAAUAAACAUAGCCUUAUUGGCAGAGGUAACAAAAAAAAAGACUUCUCGAUAAGAACUUGACACAAUUCAGCUCUAAUCAAACUUUUCACACUGGUGUUUCAGACUCUCUCGCUCUCUCUCUCCCCUCCUUUAUGUUGCAUAUCGUGUGUGUGUGUGUGUGUUAAUCAGUCUAAUGAUUGUUGUACCUUCAUACGUUUGGCUCGCUGACUCUCUACCUAGGCUUGUUACACAGUGGUUGUUUGUGUGUCUUUAUCAUGUGGCGCGGACAUGCUCGUCUGAUCUGUCGUCCAAUGAAGAUCUAAGAAGAAAAAAUCGGUCUGGACAAGCUCUCAAGGGUGUUUUUGGGAGUGUGAAUAAUGAAAAAUCUCGCUGUGCUUGCUGUGACACUUAGUCUGUGAAUUACACAUGGGUUUGAAAAUGAGCAUGUCUCUGUCGCAGUCUGAUUUCCCCCAAUGUAUAUAUUCAGAUUAACUUCGAUGCUCUGCAGUCAAUACAUGGCCUCGGUUUCAUUCACACUUUUCUUCAUCCUCUUAACAGAACAUUUUCCGAUGAGGUGUCUCAGAGAGAAACUCCUCCCUGUGUGCAGGUGCUGCUACAGUCCCGUCUGUGCUGCUUAAAACUGUUAUUUAUUAAUGCCGUACUGCGGCAGCGACAAACUGCUGCAUCGCCGCUGCUCCACCCCUCCGAGAGAGGAUUGUUUGAGAACCGACAGGCGGGCGGCAUACAGGGAACCUCUGGGCCCCUUCAUAUUUUUGCGGCCUCGCUGACUGAGAGCCAACGUAAUGAAUCGCUGAAUUGAUGACGGUUCUUUGAGCUCUUUCCAAAAUCGAUUCAUCUCUUCCUGGCCCUCCUCCUCCUCCUCCUCCUCGUCUCCCUCACUCACCUUCCUCCUCCUCUUUCCCCCUAAAGCUCAUUACCUCUUCCCCCCCCCACUGCCUUGCACUCACAAUCUGUCGGCCGUAUCCAUCUAUCCAUAUCUCUCUUGUCAAUCUGGGCUGUUUCCCUCCAAGGUUACAUUGCGCCCCGUUCACAUGAAGUGUACUAAAAACAAAAGUGCACUUAAGUAAACGUCUCCCCUUGUGGAAUUAAAUGCCCUUUCUCAAAUGCCACCUGCUGCUAUGAUAUGUUCAGCACGUUUAGUGCGACUCACUAAAACUGAAAUUUGUCUCAAACUCCAUGAGAAGCAGCGUCGCUUUCUGGCCUGACCUUUUCCAAACGCUUUUCUCGUUAGUAUUUAUAAUUCCUCGGGAUGAUGGGAUGCAGGGAGGUGCUUUGUGAGGGUGAUGGCUCUCUAUUAUCAUCAGAGAUACACCAGCUGUGGCAGUCAAACAGGGUCAGCUCCCAUCACGCUCACUGUGUGCGAGCGCGCUCACAGCAGCAGCUUGAUGUAACACUGCAGAUACGCUGGAUAAAUAUGAAGAAUAUCAGCCAUUACCCACCCACACCCAGCCACGACACCCUGCUGCUCCACUCGCACUGCUGCUGCUGACACAGAGGGUGGGCGGCCUCCAGGAGAUGGCCCCUGCUCUCAUUUGCUUGAUUAUAGUGAAGAAUGGUCUGUAGUGUCACUCUGCUCACCCCCUCCUCGAUCCGUAUGUACGUUGCUUUGUAUUCUGCAGGUCAGCUGGAUUCAACAAACACGGUUUCACUGCAGUGUUGCUUUAUUGCCUUGGCUGCAUGUUUUUUUGUUUUUUUUUGGACUGUCCAGAUUUGAGAGACAUUCAUGGUUCCCAGAUGAUGAAUCCUGCAGAUUCUUGUUGUAUAAUCUCCCAGUUUUUGCUCUAGCGCCACCAUGACCUUGACAUUUGUGGUUUUGCAGUGAAGUCAUUUAUCACAUGAUGGUUGUCAUGUAUUUUACUACGAUCAGUCAUGUUCCCGACAGGAUGAAUCGUAAAAAAACUUCAAUGAUCACUCAACUUUUCUCAACUUUUUUCGUUUACCCCCAAACAACUGUAUUAGCAAACACAUUAGCUGCUAAACAUCGGCUUUUUAAAGGUGUCCUGUGGAGUGAGGCUAAAGUUAUGUUUCCAUUCAGUGUUACCCACCGAAACACAAUUGUCAAUGAGCUCCAAUGAAAUUCAAUAAAGGCUUUUUCUUUCCUCACAACA